Messenger RNA from Aphanomyces astaci, 348 nucleotides. RefSeq lists its product as hypothetical. The coding region runs from base 1 to 348 and encodes 115 amino acids. Lineage: Eukaryota; Oomycota; Saprolegniomycetes; Saprolegniales; Verrucalvaceae. The record is from RefSeq and is a predicted model, not a curated record. The transcript has a single exon.
AUGACUCAUUUCCCCCAGAGUCUUCUCGACAUUUACGACCAAGUGCACAAAAUAAAGCCGUGGACGCGAUACCUCCGGGCCGGGUCCAUAUUGCCCGACUGCGACGGUCUCAACGCACUGCACGUGACGCGUUUCAACAAUGCUGUCCGUAAGUUUUGGCGUCUGUACGGACAAAAACUGUGGGAGCGGACGUAUUCGCCGUAUUCAACGAACCAGUUGGACUCCUUGAUCCGCCAGGUCAUGUACUUGUACACCGAGCUGCAGUUGUUGAUGGACAAUACGGACUACAGCAGCAGCCUCGUCCACUUCCUGUGCUUCCCUCAUCCCGCCUGGCGAUCCUUAAGUUGA